Molecule: messenger RNA, 5795 nt
Organism: Thamnophis elegans (Western terrestrial garter snake)
Lineage: Eukaryota; Metazoa; Chordata; Lepidosauria; Squamata; Natricidae
Gene: CTC1
Product: CST telomere replication complex component 1
Exons: 23
Coding region: 802-4503 (1233 amino acids)
Biological process (GO): positive regulation of DNA replication; telomere maintenance via telomere lengthening
Cellular component (GO): CST complex
Molecular function (GO): telomeric repeat DNA binding; single-stranded DNA binding
Source: RefSeq, a predicted model, not a curated record
CCAAUUGCUUCUUCCGUUUCUUUGACGUUAACUUGCCCAUAGAAUAAUGAAAAUGUAGAGACAACAAUUCUAUUUAGAUUGGAGUGCUCUUCACCUUCUUAUUCGGGUGGAAGUGAAAGCUAAAACUUAAGAAAGACCCUGCUUUUCUAAGACAAAUUUACUCCAUGCAUCGAUUUUCAACUUAUAAUAGAUUUUGAGUUGUGAAAGAUAUUUUUUUCUCAUAUUUUUCUGUAUCAAAUACUACCUUUAGACGCAAAUUUGAUUUCAGCAACCAUAGUCUAUGAAGCCAAUAUACGCGUGCACCGCGUCUCAGGGUGCAAGAUAACAGCCGCUGUUCAAAAUGCAAAGGCAACUUAGGUCCCGUGGUAGGCGUCUUAAUAAGCAAUUGGUUCGCCCUCGGCCUGAUAGCCCAGCCGUGCUCCCUCUGAUUUUUCGCAGACCUGUCGUGAGUGACGACAUCCGGCUGCAGCCUCCUUCACUUUGCAACGUUUGGGCAAAUGAAUUGCCUGCGCCCUGGAAUUUCCUAAGUUAUUUUUAAACAUUGAAACAUGAAGCAAAAAUAAUAUUUUACACAAAAUAUCUGGAGGGGCAGAGGUGGAUAGAAUAGUAUACUAAAAAGUUAAGUUGUUCCAGGUAGCUCAAAUAGGCUUAGCCAAAUUAUAUCUGGUUUUGGCAUAGGCCGCGGCUUGUAAAUGUCGUUUUUUGCGGACUGUGGUUUAGCAAGGAAGUCGUGAAGACGCAUCCGCGCGGAAUAACAUCCGUGACGCCCUCUUCCGACGCCCAGAAGGGGCAGGCGAUAAAAUGGCCGCUCCUGCUUCGAGAAAUUCCCGCCCCAAGUCUCCGUUCAGACGCCCUCGCGAGACUAACGAGAUGGCGGGAGGCAACCGGCAGCCUUUGAAACGUCCCUGGAGCCCAGAUUGCGGCCGGGCCGCGCCUCCCAACAGCAUUAUUUCUAUCUCUGAUCUUCAAUCCCAGCAUAUACCUUGCUGUAGUCGUUUAACCUCUAGUUCUGAUGAAUUCAGAGAAUGGACCCAUCAAAAUGAAACUAUUUUGCCUGACCAGAAAUAUUUUGAACAAACUCGCUUGAUGCUCAUAGGUUACUUGAGAAAUGAAACACCAGGAAAAAAAGAUAAGAUGAUGGAUGGAAGUGUUUAUUUGCAAGAUAACACUGGAGCACUUCCCUGUGUGUUCCUGCAUUUUGAGCUUGAGUGGCUAGAACAUCUGUCACUCUUCCCUAGCUGGAUAUAUGUUCCCCAGAUAGGUGAGGGCACUACUGGAUAUUUGGAGAUCCUAGAAGAUCCAAUUCAAGUACUGUCUGGACCAGAGAAAAAUCUUAGCACUAUCCCUGUUUUGUACCCUGGGACAGCUGCAAACCUACUCAGUGCCAGGCUUCAGAAUAAGAAUACAGCAAAAGUGAAUGUGGCAGGGGAACUAGAGAGGUUGACUACUAUUCUCUAUUUCAACCAAAAGAGUUUCUUCUUCCUCUUCUUGAAGUGUUUUAGUUCUUCUGCUUGUGUUCCAGUGGUAAUACAAAAGACUCCCCACUUGGUUUGGCAUCAUGCACUACAACUGGGGUACAGAUAUGUCCUAACUGACUUGAAGAUAUCUUGCCUCAAAAGUACUGGGCACAAUGUUUUCAGAACCAGCUCUUCCUCUUGCCUUCUGCCUUACUGCAAAGAACAAACAAAGGAACAAUGUCUGGAUGUAACUUCACAAGGAAGAUCAAUGGUACCAGUUUCCAUUAUGCCUUCUAUACAGCCUAAAAGCUUAUUGAAAGUGCAGAAGGAAGAAAUGAUAUUUGGUCCUCUUAGAAAAUCUGAGCUCAUCUCAUAUACAGGUACUAUCACUCAGGUGUUAAAUGCCCAAGCUGGCCUCUAUGAACUAGAUCACAAAUACGUACUUUGUCUUGCUUAUCAGCAGAUGUUGAAUACUGGCUGCGGAUUCCGACCAGGAGCAUGCAUAGAGCUUCGAGAUGUCCAUCUUCUGGAGACGCCUUUGCCUUCUAUUCCUGCUGCUUUUGGAGCUUGUCUACAUACUACCAUUGUGCUAAAGAGUUUUUCAGCAUAUAGCAUAUUACAUCAGCCUGUAAGCUGCUUUGGAAAUCAUUAUCUGCAACUACUCUUGCGUUAUAAUUUAAGCCUGUCACUCUAUCUUUAUGUGGUCAACUUGCUGGAAAUAUUUGAACAAAGGUUCUGUUGUUUUACUGAGCACCAAAGGUUGAUGCUUUGUUUUAGCCAUCAUUCUCAAAGACUAAUAGAGAAGUUUAUUGUUCCUAUUCUGAAUUCCCUGCUGCCACCCAAGAAGCAGGAAAGAAACUUCCAUGCAGAGAUCCUGGCAGAAAAGCACAAUUGUCUUCUAGACCAGUAUCAGAUUCUGGAGCCAUCAUGUCAGAUUCCACAUUUUGUUCAACUGUAUAGUAUGGUUGAGAAGAGCUGCUGGGAAAGCUGUGGUCCAUUGCAGCAGUUGCAUUCUGCCUCAAAGAUCUGCAACCUAAAUAUCCAAGAACUAAAUUGCAGAUUGGCCCAGAACUACUGCAUUUUAUCAGCUGAAUGUUUUCAUCCUCCAUUGCUGUUGCUUGGAGUGCUGGAAUAUUCCAAUAAUGGUUCCCUCCAAUUACGUGACAGAAGUAACAGUCUUCCUUGUAUAAUAUUCCACAAGGAUUGUAGACCAUUCACUGACACAUCACUAAUAGGGUGCCUCCUCCAGGUGAAUAUUUUUCAGCUUAUUACAGAGCAAUUUCCUCAAAAUGACUUUUCUUCUUCACAACAGCCAAUUACAGCCAAUCAUAUAAAGAAAAAGAAAAGACUUUAUGCACAGUUUUAUUUUGAAGAUGUGAAAGUUCUUCAUAUUCCUGAAAAGAGAGACAAAAAAGGUCAUCCUAUCUAUCAACAGACAACCUGUGAUGUUAAAGACUGUGGAAGUUCAACAACUGAUCUGAGACCCUCAGUAAGGAAAGCUAAAAGGAAAGGAGAGGAAAUAGAAGAACCAAAUACCAGGGAACCAGAACAUUUCAGGAACAGUACUGAAAAGAUCACCUGUGUAUCUCGUCUGUUUUUGCUGAUUCAAAAGGAAGGACUUGCAUGGCGCAACUACCUCCAUAGUUCAGAAAGCAUAUCUGAAAAUGGGCAGACAAUGCAACUCUGCUUUCAGGUCACAGUUUUAUGGAUAGGCAAACCUAAGCUAUGCCACAGUCUUGAAGAAAGUGAAGAACAGGAGGAGCUCAAGAUUAUUGAUUUUGAAGACACCAGCAAAGCCCAGCAGAAAGUAUUGUUACUGUUUCUGAAGAACUCUCUGCACUGGUUCCCAUUUCUACAUGUUGACCAUUUGUACCAGCUCAUUCUACCUCAGUGCACGGAUUUGGAUAUUUUUGAUAAAAAGUGCUCCUCAUUGGCUCCAGGAAACAAAUCAAACAUGAGCUGUUCCUUUUUUCUGCCCUUCCCCGAUGGGGCCUAUGUGCAUCAUGUGAGACAAAUUUCUCAGCCCAUGUCAGACAUGUUAAAAAGGGAACAAAAAAUGUUCUCCAUUGCAGAAAUACUCAAUUUGAGCUCCAAAGGUUCCCUGGUCUCUUUUUCUGGGGAAAUAAGGGAAAGAACUUUGUGUGACUCUCAUUCUGGAAAGAAGACAGAAACAGAUGCCUGUGCUCAGAAAAAAGGUGGCCUCUUGCCAUGGAAUUAUACUGUGAAACUGAGCACAGCACCUGCACAUGAUUCUUCAAUUCUUCUGGAUAUCUAUAUUCAAGCCGCUUUUGUGCCAUAUCUUUGGGGUUUGUUGCCUGGAGCUAGGAUUUUGUUUCGGGAUCUACAGUGCAAACUUUCCAGAUUUGGAAAUAUCUAUUGUGUUUUUAUUGCCUCUAGUGAUGUGUGUAUUCUGAGUCCCCCACCUCACAAUUCUCCAAAACAUAUGGAUUCAGCUGCUAAGUUUUCAAUAGGUUAUUUAUUCAAUAUACCACUUCAUCCUCUUAACCUGGGCCAAGCACAAGUCACUUGCCAUUUGACAUGUAUCUUAUCUUUAUCCAUGCAAUGGUUCUGUGAUCUCUGCAACAUCUCCACAGAGGGAAGGCCCAACGAAUGUAACAAUUCGUGCUCGUCACAUACAGGAAUGAUUAAAGCUACAGCUAAAAUCCUAGUAGAAGAUGGAACAAGUGAGGUUAUGGUAUUUUGCAAAAAUCAACAGGUGCAACAAGUGUUGGGUUUGAGCCCCAAGGAAUGGGAGGUCAUACAAAAUCAUAUUCGGAUUAAGGGAAGUAUCAGCAUUCAACAUAAUGAAAUUAGCACAGGAGCUAGGGUACUGGAAGAGCAAGAUCUGCUCACACAGUAUUUGAGAAACUUAUGCAGAAGUCCAGUUGUCUGUCGAUCCAUAGUGUUGGCCUUCAGAAUGGAUAGAAAAUCUUUUAAGACAGGGUCAGGAGAAUUGAGGAGGUUUUUCUGUAAUGAAUUAGAGUUCUUAAGUCGAAUGAGGAAUCGACCAAAUUUGGUAUGUCUUAAUAUCCAGGAAACAAUCUGAAGAACAGGAGGAGGAGAAAGUCUAAUUACUCUGGAGGAAUUUUGUAAUUCCAAUUUGUGUAUGUAUUCCAGAUUUUGAUAUAUUAUCAUUCAUAAGCCCAAAUGUGAAGAGUAUUGUUGCAAACAUUAAAAUGUGAAAAUAUUUUUAUAUAAAAAAAUCAAUCUCAUUUUUUUUGCUCCUUUCAUUCUUUUCAGUAAAAUACAAAUCAGUGUUGUCUUAUAACUAAAGAUUUUGUUAUUUUAACAUUUGAUUAAAGGAUAUUUGGUUGCCAUGAUUUUAUUCUUUCUGUACUGAGAAAAGUGCAUCUUAAUAUAAAACAAUGACUACUUUUUGCACAUACUAGAAUUUAGGAAAGGUAUAACAGAUGAUGAAGCAAGAGAUAGAUAAUUUUCCAUUCAUCAUUUCACAUCUGCUUACACCAAAUAAGCAUUUAUUCCAAUUCCCUUUGCAGUAAUGUUUUCCUAAUGUGCUAUUUUUUGCACUACAUUUAUUAAUAAAAUCCCCCAGGACAGCCAGGAAUCCAUCUAGGGGUUAUUACAUCCCAGUUCACAGAAAUUAGGACCAAAUACAGCCUAAUUUGUAUGGUAGUUUCUUGAGGCCAUCACUAUAGAAUGAACUUUCAAGAAGAAAAAAAGCUUUUAUUCUAGAGAAGGGAAUUAGAAAAAUGCUGGCCCUAAUAACUCAAUAAAAAAGCAUUUCCAAGAGUCCCGCAGAUUCCAAUUCCAAGGAAUAUAGACUAACAAUAUCCUAAAGCUUGAGAGUAGACACUUCUGAGUAUUUAGAAGCAUCUAUUUAAACAUAUAUAUAACCCUGAAUCUCAAUAUCUAUUAUUUCCAAUCAGCUUUAAGAUAAUAGUUGAAUAUUGUUUGUUGACGUGAUUAAGUAACAUAGGAAGAGUUUAAGUUUACUCAUUUUUAUAUUACUAAAUUCUGUAAUGUCUUAUUGACCCAAAGCACCUGUUAAAAGGCUAGAAACGUCUACUCUAUGAUAGGCAAGAAUAGUAUAUUAUCAACAUAAUUUUAUUCUUUAAGAUUUGAACAAAUAUACACAAAGCCAUAGAUACAAUCCAUUCUUCUCAUCAUUUCCUCUUUUGGAACCAUUGAGUUUGUAAUAUUAUGACAUGACAUGAACAUCAUUUUUCUAACACUGACACAAAGAGAAAUUUUUAUUUUUAUCCAAAAAUAAAUUGCAGUGAGGGAAAUACAGAACAAAGCAGUAUAAUACACUGUAUGUAAAGUUAUAGUAGUUAAUCAGUUUCCUAGGCAUAGAAUGCUACAACAUAAUAAGGAUUU